Messenger RNA from Phacochoerus africanus (Common warthog), 3936 nucleotides. It is a transcript of the gene PYGB, whose product is annotated as glycogen phosphorylase B. The record is from RefSeq and is a predicted model, not a curated record. Lineage: Eukaryota; Metazoa; Chordata; Mammalia; Artiodactyla; Suidae. The coding region runs from base 99 to 2630 and encodes 843 amino acids. Gene Ontology annotation, biological process: glycogen catabolic process. Gene Ontology annotation, cellular component: cytoplasm. The transcript is spliced from 20 exons. Gene Ontology annotation, molecular function: glycogen phosphorylase activity; pyridoxal phosphate binding.
CAGGCGCGGCUUGCAGCCGUAGUCGCCGCAGCAUCCUCCGUGCGGUUGUGUUCUAACCUUGUCCUCCUCGUCCUCGUUCCCCUCGGGCGGCCGGCCUCAUGGCGAAGCCGCUGACGGACGGCGAGAGGCGGAAGCAAAUCAGCGUCCGCGGGCUAGCGGGGCUGGGCGACGUGGCGGAGGUGCGGAAGAGCUUCAACCGGCACCUGCACUUCACGCUCGUUAAGGACCGCAAUGUGGCCACGCGCCGCGACUACUAUCUGGCUCUGGCGCACACGGUGCGCGACCACCUGGUGGGCCGCUGGAUCCGUACGCAGCAGCAUUACUACGAGCGCGACCCCAAGCGCAUCUAUUAUCUCUCCUUGGAGUUCUACAUGGGCCGAACGCUGCAGAACACGAUGGUGAACCUGGGCCUUCAGAAUGCCUGCGACGAGGCCAUCUACCAGUUGGGGUUGGACUUGGAGGAGCUGGAAGAGAUGGAAGAGGAUGCCGGCCUGGGGAACGGAGGCUUGGGGCGGCUGGCAGCCUGCUUCCUUGACUCGAUGGCCACCUUGGGCCUGGCAGCAUACGGUUAUGGAAUCCGCUAUGAGUUUGGGAUUUUUAACCAGAAGAUUGUCAAUGGCUGGCAGGUGGAGGAGGCCGAUGACUGGCUGCGCUACGGCAACCCCUGGGAGAAAGCUCGGCCCGAGUACACGCUGCCGGUGCACUUCUACGGGAGAGUGGAGCACAGUGCUGAGGGUGUGCGGUGGCUGGACACGCAGGUGGUGCUGGCCAUGCCCUACGACACCCCAGUGCCCGGCUACAAGAACGACACCGUCAACACCAUGAGACUGUGGUCUGCCAAGGCGCCCAAUGACUUCAAGCUUCAUGACUUCAAUGUGGGUGGCUACAUCGAGGCGGUGCUGGACCGGAACCUGGCCGAGAACAUCUCCAGAGUCCUCUACCCCAACGAUAACUUCUUUGAGGGAAAGGAGCUGCGGCUGAAGCAGGAGUACUUCGUGGUGGCUGCCACCCUGCAGGACGUCAUCCGGCGCUUCAAGUCGGCCAAGUUUGGCUGCCGUGACCCAGUGAGGACCAGCUUCGAUACGUUCCCAGACAAGGUGGCCAUCCAGCUGAACGACACCCACCCUGCUCUCGCCAUCCCUGAGCUCAUGCGGAUCCUGGUGGACGUGGAGAAGGUGGACUGGGACAAGGCCUGGGACAUCACAAAGAAGACCUGUGCGUAUACCAACCACACCGUGCUGCCCGAGGCCUUGGAGCGGUGGCCCGUGUCCAUGUUUGAGAAGCUGCUGCCGCGGCAUCUGGAGAUCAUCUACGCUAUCAACCAGAGGCACCUGGAUCAUGUGGCCGCCCUCUUCCCCGGGGACGUGGACCGCCUGCGGAGGAUGUCUGUGAUCGAGGAGGGGGACUGCAAGCGCAUCAACAUGGCCCACCUGUGUGUCAUUGGGUCCCAUGCUGUCAAUGGUGUGGCGAGGAUCCACUCGGAGAUCGUGAAGCAUUCAGUCUUUAAGGAUUUUUACGAGCUGGAGCCAGAGAAGUUCCAGAAUAAGACGAAUGGCAUCACGCCCCGACGGUGGCUGCUCCUGUGUAACCCGGGGCUGGCCGACACCAUCAUGGAGCGGAUCGGGGAGGGCUUCCUGACAGACCUGAGCCAACUGCGGAAGCUGCUGCCGCUGGUGAAUGAUGAGGCGCUCAUCAGGGACGUGGCCCAGGUCAAGCAGGAAAACAAGGUGAAGUUCUCUGCCUUCUUGGAGAAGGAGUACGGGGUGAAGGUCAAUCCUGCCUCCAUGUUCGAUGUGCACGUGAAGCGGAUCCAUGAGUACAAGCGGCAGCUACUCAACUGCCUGCACGUGGUCACCCUGUACAACCGAAUAAAGAAGGACCCAGGCCAGGCCUUUGUGCCCAGGACUGUCAUGAUCGGGGGCAAGGCAGCGCCCGGCUACCACAUGGCCAAGAUGAUCAUCAAGCUGGUCACAUCCAUCGGUGACGUUGUCAACCAUGACCCAGUUGUGGGUGACAGGCUCAAAGUGAUCUUCCUGGAGAACUACCGAGUGUCCUUGGCCGAGAAAGUGAUCCCUGCCGCGGACCUGUCACAGCAGAUCUCCACUGCAGGCACCGAGGCCUCGGGCACAGGCAACAUGAAGUUCAUGCUCAAUGGGGCCCUCACCAUCGGCACCAUGGACGGGGCCAACGUGGAGAUGGCCGAGGAGGCUGGGGCCGAGAACCUCUUCAUCUUCGGCCUGCGGGUGGAGGACGUUGAGGCCCUGGACCAAAAAGGGUACAAUGCCAGGGAGUACUAUGAGCGUCUGCCCGAGCUGCGGCAGGCCGUGGACCAGAUUAGCAAUGGUUUCUUCUCCCCCCGGAAACCUGACUGCUUCAAGGACCUCGUGGACAUGCUGCUGAACCACGACAGGUUCAAAGUAUUUGCGGAUUAUGAAGCGUACGUGGCGUGCCAGGCCCGUGUGGACCGGCUGUACCAGGACCCCAAGGAGUGGACCAAGAAGGUCAUCAGGAACAUCGCUUGCUCGGGCAAGUUCUCCAGUGACCGGACCAUCACAGAGUACGCCCGGGACAUCUGGGGCGUGGAGCCCUCAGCCCAACAGGCCCAGGCCCCGAGCCUCCCCAGGGACUAGGACCCUGCCCUCAGACUAGGGCUUUUGUUUUCUUGCUGACUCUGCACCUCAUAUCCAAGCACGUUGCCAGCACGCUGCUUUUUUCAGUGUUGUUGGAAGGGCUGUGGGGGGAGGAAUAAUGCUGGAGGUGAGGUAGGAGAGCUGAACCCACAGCACUGACUGGGGCAGCUGGCCUGUAGUUUGCCAACCUGCCCCUUGGAAGCUCCCUGCAGCCUUGCACGCCCGUGUGUGAGCUUUGUAGUUUUUAGUUUUGAGCCUCUGGGCUCCAAGGAGGCAGCUGGGGCAAAGCCUGGGGAGUGUUUCUGCAGUAUCUGGCUGACCAGUGGCAUGGCUCCUGGGCCUCCUUGGCCCAGCAGCCAGGCUGGGAGGGUCCAGUGCUCCAGGCUGUGUCUUCAUAGCUGCUGUGUGGCACCUGAGAUAACUGAGGGUGACACUGGGAAGGACACCUGUGUCCAGCAUCUGGGGGCUUUGUUUAGGACAAGCUGGCUGAUGCAAUUAGUUUGAUUCUGCUUUUUCAAAAGAGUUUUUCACAAGGAAAAGAAACUGGCUGAAGCUUUUUCUUGUUUUAGCAAGUAAAAAUAGCACUUUUGCUAUUUUUAGUGAUGGUGUGGAAUUUUCACCUGGGCGGGGACCGGGAAAGGUCUCUGCCUCUGCCAGAUGAGGCUGGACACCUGGCCCCCACUGCAGACUCAUCCCUCCCUUUUCAGCAGCUUGACAACCUGGUCUGGAAAAGGACUGAACAGGUCCAGAGGGGAGCCUGCUGUCCAUCCUGCCUGGGAGCAGGCUGGUGCCAGGGCAGGAGAGUGGGCAGAAGCCCCUCCCAAAGGCCCCGCCACCUUAGGUGUGGGGUCCCAGCCUCAAGGGGCUCUGGUUGCACCCCCACCCCCACUGCCCGAGUGCCAUCAUCACUGUGCCUGUUACUGCCUCAUAUGAGAAAGCGAGUAAACCUUCCUGCUUGUGCUCCUUGAUCCAGCCUCUUGUGCUUCAGUCCAGCCCAAGGCAGCACAUGGUCCCUGCCAGGCUACACUGCAGCCCAUUGUUCUGGGACCGAGGUCAAAAAGUUCUCUCACCCCAGCUGCAUGUGGGAUUUAGAGCCACGUGUGCCUGAAGGGCCAGCUCUUCACAGAAUCAUCAAACCCAGCCACUUGGAAAACUCAUCUGGAUGCUGGCCUUUUUGGUGUGAAUUGUUUCUUUGCACCCUCUGUCACCCACUUCUGGCCCUGGGAGGUGGAACACCCUGGGAACCAAAACAUCCCCCCUAAGUUGUAUGGCUGCAGGUCAAAUAAAAAACCUAGAGAGAUUUGAA